ACGUGCAGGGAGCAGCCGGACGGUGAAGGCGCUGGCCGCCAUGUUGAGCGCUUUGUGUAGUUAUAAAUAAAGAUCGGCGGACGUGCGGGCGGUGUAUUGGAUGGGAGUCUGGACGCUUUGAAUCUUCUGGGGGAGGUGUUGGGUAUUGUCUUGGCUGCACGUUCCUGAAGUCACCGGCGGCUUGUCCUGAAGCGGCGGCAGCAGCCAUGAGAGAAAUGUUCACAAAUGGCCUCCAGGAAGUCCAGCCUCAAAAAAACUAUGGCAUUACCUCCCCGAUUAGUUGGGCUGGUCCCAAAGACAUUGAUCACCUCUACACCCAGAAGCUGAUGGAAGCCAUGAAACCUUUUGGGGUUUUUGAAGACGAUGAAGAGUUACAACACAGGAUGUUUGUCUUGGGAAAACUAAACAAUUUAGUGAAAGAAUGGAUUGCAGAACUGGGUGAAUGUAAGAGUCUUCCACCUACUACAAUAGCUGCAGCCGGGGGGAAAAUCUUCACUUUUGGCUCUUAUCGACUUGGUGUCCACACUAAAGGUGCUGAUAUUGAUGCCCUCUGCGUUGCUCCCAGACAUGUUGAGCGUUCAGAUUUUUUCCAGACAUUUGUUGAAAAGCUGAAAGUACAGGAUGGGAUAAGAAAUGUUAGAGCUGUCGAGGAUGCUUUUGUUCCUGUAAUAAAGUUUGAAUUUAUCAACAUUGAGAUUGAUUUGGUCUUUGCAAGACUGCCCUUACAAUGUAUUCCUGAUAAUUUGGACCUGCGUGAUGAUUCACGGUUGAGAAGCUUAGACAUAAGGUGCAUAAGAAGCUUAAAUGGUUGCAGAGUUACUGAUGAAAUUUUGCAUUUAGUACCAAAUAAAGAAAAUUUCAGGUUAACCUUGAGAGCCGUAAAGUUGUGGGCAAAGAGACGUGGUAUUUAUUCAAACAUGUUGGGCUUUCUCGGCGGUGUUUCAUGGGCCAUGUUGGUAGCAAGGACUUGUCAGUUGUACCCAAAUGCAGUAGCGGCUACUCUUGUGCAUAAGUUUUUCCUUGUCUUUUCAAAAUGGGAAUGGCCUAACCCAGUGUUACUAAAACAACCAGAAGAGAGCAACUUAAAUCUACCAGUAUGGGACCCCAGAGUAAACCCAGCUGAUCGAUAUCACCUCAUGCCUAUUAUUACUCCAGCAUAUCCUCAGCAGAACUCUACAUACAAUGCUUCAACCUCAACCCGCACCAUUAUGGUAGAAGAAUUUAGACAAGGUCUUGCGAUCACAGAUGAAAUUCUUCUAGGCAAAGUGGACUGGUCUAAAUUGUUUGAACCACCAAACUUUUUUCAAAAGUACAAACAUUAUAUUGUUCUGACUGCCAGUGCAUUCACAGAAGAACACCAUCUGGAAUGGGUUGGUUUAGUUGAAUCAAAAAUCCGUGUUCUUGUUGGAAACUUGGAGAGGAAUGAGUUCAUUACACUUGCACAUGUAAAUCCUCAGUCUUUUCAUGGAGGGCGCGAUCAUUGUAAAGAUAAUGAGUAUAUGUCAAUGUGGUUUCUUGGGAUCAUUUUUAAGAAAGUGGAGAAUGCUGAAAGUGUCAACAUUGAUUUAACACUUGAUAUACAGUCUUUCACAGACACAGUUUACAGACAGGCUAACAAUAUUAAUAUGCUGAAAAAGGGAAUGAAGAUUGAAGCUACUCAUGUGAGGAGGAAACAACUCCAUCAGUAUCUUCCUCCAGAAGCUCUACAGAAAAGGAAGAAGCAGAGUGUCCCAGAAAUCACCAGGUCAUCUUCAGGUAUUUUAUCUAAACGCUCCUCUUUGGAUGGUAACUGUCUGGAUAGUUCUAGAGACACAGACACAGGGACGCCAUGUGAGUCUCCAACAUCUUGCCACAAAAUGUCUAGAUCUAACAGUCCUACACUGCCAGAGGCACUCAGGAAGCCUGUAACUGAGGACACUUCAGCAAAUCUGUUCCCUUCUAUGCAGAAACAAGUGAAUGCAGUUGUGCCUUCAAAUGCUGCUUGGGGACAGGCCAUACCUGUUAUUUCAUCAAUAUCUGAUAUUGCCAUAGCAGUGAAGACUCCAAGUCACACUAGCUGCACUAUCCCGACCGUAAUAGGACUUAAUGUUGCUCCACGUCUUCCAUCUCCACCUAACUUUCCCCAGAAACCCGAAAAUGAAUUGGUAGAUAUAAGCCCUAAAAGUGCUGCAGCUAAGAGGACUCAUCCUCCAAGCCUGGAAAAAUCUCCAAAGCGAAUAAAGGAUACAGAAAAGCUCCUAGAAUCAUCGGACUCUGCAUUUGUGCAGCCUUCUAUUCCUGAAAUGGAGGAAAAAAGGAAAACGCUGGAAAGAAUUGCUGGAGAGGCUAUGCCCAUUCCGACUAUUGACCGCACUAGAUCACAGAGGCUACCCAGUAAAGAGCUACCAGAUGCAUCUUCUCCUGUGCCAACCAGUAAUAUUCGGGUCAUUAAAAAUUCUAUCAGACUAACUCUUAACCGGUAACUACACUACAUAAUAUGUAAAGCAAUAAACUGAGUGCUAUUUUCAGUCCAUUCAUCAUGUCUGUGUAAAAAGCUUCUGUAGUGAUGAUCACUUUGCUCCUGCCCCUGGGUAGUGCCAAAAAGUGCAGAGUUGCUGGAAAAGACCCAGUUCGUCCUGUCCUGAUUUAGUUCAUCCAUCAAGAUCAAUUAUCUCUGUUGAUGGCUUCUGUCAAAUGGUGCAGUUUACAGGGGAAGUCGUAAGACCAUUUCCCUUUAAAGGGGUAUUCCGGGCAAAAACAUGUUAUCCCCUAUCCAGAGGAUAAGGGAUAAGAUGUCUGAUCGCAGGGGGCCCCUUGUGAUCUCCCUGCAGCACCCGCAUUCUAUCGGAAUAAUCCUUUUGAUAGAAGAUAAGAUGUUUUUGCCCAGAAUACCUGUUUAAUAUGUAGAAUAAGGGUACGAUCACACGAGCGGACCCACAGCGUAUUUUACGCUGCAGAUGCGCCGCUGAAGGACCCCUGCAUGGUGGCUUUACGUGUGCCUGCUCGGAGCGGCAAUACGCUGCUAUGAGCAGACACACUGCUAUGUGCGAGUCACAGCGCGCAUGCGCAGUAUGCUUCCCCAUUGCAGCUGCUCUCUGCCUAGCUCAUGGAGCAGGGGGAGCGGGCGCGACGUGUGCGGGUACACCGCGCGUGCGCAGUGACUUGCACAUCGCUUCCAUGUGUCUGCUCGUAGCUGCGUAUUGCCACUCCGAGCAGGCACAUGUAAAACCACCAUGCAGCGGUCCUUCAGCGGCGGAUCUGCAGCGUAAAAUAUGCUGUGUGAACGUACCUAUAUGCAGGUUUUUUCCUUAAGCUCCAUACUGCCAUGAUAUUCUACGUACAAUUUUAUACCCCUUUUUUAGAGUUUUGUUUCAUGUGUGUUUUUGUGUAUAAAACUAUAAAAAAAUAUAUAAAAAAUAUGCUUUUGGGGCGUUUUGCAGCAGUAAGGCCCUGUAAAUGUGUGGUUGUGUUUUUUUUUCUUUUUUUUUGUCUUUUUUUUUUCCGGGGGGGGGGAUUUAAAAUAUUUAAAAAUUGAAGAAAAAACAUUUUGUAUUAUGAGACUUCAUGUUCUGUUUUGUAUCACUUCUUUGUCUUUUUGUGUGUGCAUAAUGUCAUUGAUCUUGAAAGAAAAAAAAGUAUUGCUUUAACUUUGUCAUUUAUUGUAUAGGAAGCUGAUUUUCCUGGACUUGACAAUAUACAAAGCCUCACUUUUUCUCAGGCUUUCUGAAAUUUACAGUUCUGCUAUCAAUGCAGUUUUUGUUUAAUAUCUUAAAAACUAUAUAGAGAAAUGUCUCCCAUGGAGACUGGUAGUAUAAAUUAACAUUUAUUUCUAGGUUAGAUUUCAGAAUAUCCCUAAUUUUCCCCUAAUUUAUCAGAAUUACUUGAAUAGAACCUUUUAUUAUAUAGUCCACAAAUCUCUUGCUGCCUCGACACCCUAAAAAGCUCUGCUGCGGUUGUCAUAAGGAAAGCUGCAUUCAGAAGGUGCCUUUUCUUGGAAGCAGCCAAUCCUGUAAAAUGUGACCCUGACAUGAAACAGGCAGUGCAGCGAUUUUGCCAUCAGUGGCUGAGAAUUUACCAUUGUGGCACCACUUCCUAAUGUCACUUUAUUCAAUUGUUGUAGUGGCCAUUUUUCCUAGAGAAAUGCCAAUAUUAGAGACCAAUAAACAGAUACAAAGUUAACAUAUCGUAAAACUUCAAAUAUUCUAUCAACCGGAUAGGUGAUAUGAUCUUGUGGAUGUCCUUACUGUAGGGGAAAACCCCAAAUAACACAGGGCAUUCGGAAAUGUCAGAUCCCUUGCAAACAGAAUUGGCAGCUCAAAGCGAUGACACUCAUGUUAGUUUGCCACAGCAGAGACUUUAACGCAGGGUAAGCAUUGGAGACCUUUCAUUGAUCUACAUGGCUUUCCUCAGGGUUUAUACUACAUCUUUCAUCUGUCACUAUUUCAUUAGUGUCUUACAGAGUAUGUAUAGACUUCUUGUGUCUGGUCAUCCACACAGCUGUUGUACUGUUACUUGCACUGUUUUCUAAUACCACCUAUUGUAUGCAAACUAUUUUUGUACAUAAAACAGUAUCACCUUUUUCAAAUACAAAUAAAGCAAUACUCUC
This is a messenger RNA of Hyla sarda, 4585 nucleotides long. It is a transcript of the gene PAPOLG, whose product is annotated as poly(A) polymerase gamma. Gene Ontology annotation, cellular component: nucleus. NCBI's taxonomy places the organism in Eukaryota, Metazoa, Chordata, Amphibia, Anura, Hylidae. The coding region runs from base 207 to 2462 and encodes 751 amino acids. The record is from RefSeq and is a predicted model, not a curated record. The transcript has 22 exons. Gene Ontology annotation, molecular function: poly(A) RNA polymerase activity; RNA binding.